AUGCCGCACAGUAAAGUGGAAAGGCAAGAUUUUGAUGGAGUGAGCCGAGACGCGACAUUGCUGACAUGGGGUAAAACAGAAACCCGACGGACUCAAGAACCACUUUCGGAAUUCUUUCACUCAAACCAAGCUGGAGCCACAUACGAGGGUCAGCACAGCAGCGCAGGGGAGAACACCCGUUCUAAGAAAAGGACGAGUGAUCAGGCCGAGCUCGGCCCGCCAGCUGACAGCCUGUAUCUCAUCCAGCGGGGGGAAGACAGUGCCAAGAAGCUUGAAGAUAACAAUGUCACGGAUGCAAGCGAGAAAUAUGCCAGGAAACGGAGGCACAAGACUAGACCAGACAGAUACGAAUACAAGGACACAAUCGAAAAGCCUUCGAAGAAGUGGGAGUUGAAGAUGAGGGUAAAGAAAAGGUCGGCAGGUCCACUAAAUCACGAUUUUCAGGCCCCAAACGUGGCCAGCGAAAGGUUAACACUCAAGCCCAAUUCUGGACCAGGGUUUCUUGACAAAGGAAAAUCUUCGGCCGACGCAGGGAAGAGGGAACUGCCGGAUCUGACCUUCUCGGAAAUGACAUUUCUCAAAAGAAAGAGGCUGGAGGAUGAUGCACGCUUUCCCAGGUUGAAAGAACAGAGUCUCAGAAAGCAAAGCUCCGAGUCGCUACGUCGUGAGAUCUCUGAGUUCUUUUCUCCACCAGCAGGGAUGGGACACGAAGGAGAAUGUUUGAGCAGAAAGCGUUCGUCCGAAUCCUUUGUCUCAUGGUCAGCCUUGCCCCUACAGAACCAACAAUUGAGUUCAGCCGCGCAGCCAUGUAGAUCAGAAAGCAUUCGUCGUCACGAAGCCCACAGUCGAACUGCUCCAUCAAUGGUUCGUCCACCGAGUUUCUAUGGCGAUGACCGUCUGGAAAAAUUCACAACCAACGCACUCUUACAUGGAGUCGAAGGCUUUGCCACAAGAGAAAAGAGAUGUUACUCGUUGAGCGAUCUGAAGAAGCUAGCUGCGCAGGCGGCCUCGGACCUUGCUGAAGACGAGGGACCUCGUCAUGAUAUUUAUACGGUGAGCAAUGCCAAUGCCUCGACCAAUCGGUUGCACUUGUCGAUGCCUCCUAUAUCGACGAAGAUCCGAGAUUCUCCUCACCUAACCAGGUCCCGGUCACACCGGAAUCUGUCUCAGGCUGCAGACGACUGCAACGAGGUGGAAACUGGGUGUCCCGGGAUGCAACCUUCGAACCACAAUCGAGGACAGUCGCACUGGGGCAGAGGCAAGCCGGAUAUUGAUCGAAUCACGUCUCCCAAGUCUGUGGCCCGAAGGCAACUUGUUGGCCCUGCCUGCUGCCCUUGGCCUUUGUGCAAAAACACUUCGGAAAUGCCAGGGUCAUCUUAUCAUACCCGUUACUCAAAAAACCAAUCCACGGACGACGUAUUCCCUGUGCGUGCGGACAGUAACUUGGAUAUACAGGGACGUGCCGCUGAUGCUACCCAUACCACUUGUCCGCCACCAGCAGAGACAACCGUCGCUAGAAACUCGAUGAAUGAAGCCGAGGCAUUGGAUACUCUUGUUGGGUCCUCAGGCGACUUGGAUGAGUUUGACAGAAAGCUGUUGCGACUAGGGACUGAGCUGGCGCUGUCGGAUUCGGAAGUCAUUGGUGACCGAGAGUCUCGCCUAUAUGGAAUCGACGUCGAAACGUCUUCCCGAGACGUAGGUGGCUCCUGGUGCGACUCUGCCCUGGACAGGGCUCCAGAUCGACAGCGAACCCAUGACUCGGUCAGAAGACAUUAUAUACGUAACGUACCAAUGGACAGCUCCCUGUCCCACGACUGCCACGAACUGUCUCAAUUGCACCAUCAUGUACCUCAGGGUGCUCCCGAGGCAUUCUCGGGAAUCCCUCGGCGACACAUUCUAUAUUGA
Molecule: messenger RNA, 1905 nt
Organism: Fonsecaea erecta
Lineage: Eukaryota; Fungi; Ascomycota; Eurotiomycetes; Chaetothyriales; Herpotrichiellaceae
Exons: 1
Coding region: 1-1905 (634 amino acids)
Source: RefSeq, a predicted model, not a curated record